Messenger RNA from Kwoniella shivajii, 1176 nucleotides. RefSeq lists its product as uncharacterized. The record is from RefSeq and is a predicted model, not a curated record. The transcript has 5 exons. NCBI's taxonomy places the organism in Eukaryota, Fungi, Basidiomycota, Tremellomycetes, Tremellales, Cryptococcaceae. The coding region runs from base 1 to 1176 and encodes 391 amino acids.
AUGUGGACCAUCAAAAUCCCUGCUUUACUAGGUCUGGUUUCGAUUGCGUUCGCCGUGCCUUUGCAGACAACCUUCAACGGAAUUGAAAUUGUGCAUAGGCAAACAGCUAGAGAGAUCGAUACAUGGGCACUCAAUCCCGCGGGCGAGGCUGCUGUCAUCAAAGUCAAGAAGUAUACCAACGAACGCCCUGAAUAUGAACUUCACCUUCUAGCUAUCAACGCACAGUACACAGUGCCAUCGGUCCUGUAUGGUCAAGCUGUUGGCGAAUCACUGUAUACGUUUUUGGAUGAUAAGACAUUUCUGACCCUAAUUGAGAGUCGUCAUAAAGGGAUAUGGAAAUUAAGCUCCCAAACUCUCAAUUGUACCACCAUUCCCCCCGCCUUUCCCCCUUCCGCCUCGCCGGCUCAGAUGGUCACCAAGCUAGCAGUGUCAUCGAAUGUGGAACAGCUCAUCUUCUCGUCAGGGGCAAGAAUCUUGAGUCUGAUUUUGAAGUCAGGGGAAGUAAUUUUGCUCGAUUUGGCGGAAGAGAAAGGGAACUGGAAAAUCAAGGGGAAACCAAGAACACCAUCAUUUGAUAAUCUGGUCAUAAAUGAUGCUACCAGUAAUGCAACUCAUCUAGCUCUUACCGCCCGCUCAGCAUCUUCGAAGCUGCCGUCCGCUCUAUAUAGCCUCAGCCUUCUCGAUCCCGAUGCCACUCCCCAACGAUUGACGACAUCCUCGCGGAACGUCUUGAGCUCGCCAACAUUUGGAGCGGAUAACCAUCUCGCCUGGUUGUCACAAGUAAAAGACGAAAAACGAGAACUCUGGUUAUGGAAUGGACAAGACAAGUGGAAGGUAGAUCUUUCGUUCGAGCACUCUCCCAAAACAGUAUUAUUUUCCAAGGAUGGAAAAGCGAUUUAUCUCCUUGCUGAACAUGAAACCCAACAAUCGCUGUUCCACUUGUGGACACCUAAUCAAUAUGCACACGACGCGAUCAAGCCUGUUAGGAUACCUUCAAAUGGUACUAUAUAUUCAGCAAUCCAUGUUGGAAUCACUCCACUUGAUCAUGCACACCUAAUUGGGCUGAAGAGUGACCAUGACAAGAAUGAAGGUAAAGAACUCUGGGUGAUCAGUCAUUCACCUCAUCAAGAUCCAACCUACAACUAUGAGAAUAUAAGAUUAACAUAUUUCACUUGA